Molecule: messenger RNA, 255 nt
Organism: Sphenostylis stenocarpa
Lineage: Eukaryota; Viridiplantae; Streptophyta; Magnoliopsida; Fabales; Fabaceae
Source: the annotation of a GenBank genome assembly
AUGAUCAGUGGUUACAGUGUUUCUUCACAGAUAAUCAUUAAUGACGAAGAGAAAGAACGAAUGUUAAAGUAUUUACCCAUUAUUCCACAGAAAUAUUUGGUGAUAUUUGUUGGGGAGGGGGUUCACAGAACAGUUUUCAGUGAUCUUCACCGGAACAUCUUGCCAUCUCAGCAAAAUCUUGAGGUUAAUACAGCAACCAUUGAUUGCUCCCUUGAUGCAAUGGAAGUUGAGGAGUUACACCAUCACUCCUUCUAG